GCGUCGGUAGAUUGAGAUGCGUCACGGAUGAACAGCAGCUACAGAGGAAGCGUCCACUAUGGCUGAGACCCACAGCUUACAGGACCUCCAGCAGCCAGCUGUUUUCUCCAAGGUGUUUAUCCAGAGAGACUACGGCUCAGGGACCAUCUGCAGGUUCCAGACCAAGUUCCCCUCUGAUCUUGAAUCAAGGCUUGAUAAGCAGCAGUUUGAGGAGACCAUCCAGACUCUAAACAACCUUUAUGCAGAGGCAGAGAAACUAGGGGGGAAGUCCUACUUGGAGGGCUGCCUGGCCUGUCUCACUGCUUAUACCGUAUUCCUCUGUAUGGAGACACACUAUGAAAAGGUGUUAAAGAAGAUUGCCAGAUAUAUUAAGGACCAGAAUGAGAAAGUAUACGCUCCCAGAGGCUUGCUGCUCACUGACCCCAUAGAGAGAGGUCUCAGAGUCGUUGAAAUCACCAUCUUUGAAGACAGAAAUAUUGGCUCUGGAAGAUAAAGAAUCUUGGAUGAUGACUUGGACCAGAUACUGUUCAUUUGUCUGGCAGCACAUUUAGACACCUUCUUCACCCGAAUGGAUGUAUAUAAUUUUGAUCUGAUCCCUUUCUCUGUUAUUUAUAUGUACUCUACUGACUGCCUAUCCUUAUGUUUGUGUGUUUUCAUGUCUUUUUAUACAUGAGGUGAUGUAUAAAUCAUGUCCAAGUUGAUCAAAACCAGUCCUUAUGAAUAGUGCCAUUGUAUAAAAUGCCACUUUUGAUCAUGGUACUUAUGAGUGAUUUGACUUGUGUAUUGUUUUGCAAAUAAUAUAAAGUUGAAUAAUGUGUAGUCACCAGGAAUUGUCAUAGAAAUAGGUUGGGAUGGAGUUGUUGGCAUCAUCUGUAAACAGUAAUUCUGUUAUGGGUAGCACUCCACAGUAUUAAUUGCUGGUUGUAGCCUUUGUUGAGGCAAAUGUUUUCUUAUAUGUGCAUGAAAGUGACUUUUAUGAGGGAAUCACGUCUUGUGCAACAUACACAUU
Scomber scombrus (Atlantic mackerel) is the source of this 1009-nucleotide messenger RNA. Its product is annotated as golgin subfamily A member 7-like. Lineage: Eukaryota; Metazoa; Chordata; Actinopteri; Scombriformes; Scombridae. Gene Ontology annotation, biological process: peptidyl-L-cysteine S-palmitoylation; protein targeting to membrane; Golgi to plasma membrane protein transport. The record is from RefSeq and is a predicted model, not a curated record. Bases 59 to 493 code for a protein of 144 amino acids. The transcript has 6 exons. Gene Ontology annotation, cellular component: palmitoyltransferase complex; Golgi stack.